AUGCGUUUGAAGAUGACUUUCAAAUGCGAGGGAAUGGAUAUGGAAACUCCCACACCACUCUAUGACGAGGAUGAUUCAGAACCGCUUACGGAAUUCACACCGAAAUUCACGGGAGAAGGUUGGGAUCUGAUGGUUAGGCAUCCUAUAAAGAAGAAGUCGUUCAUGGCUGAACGUUUCUGGAAGCCUUGCUACGUUCGCCUCCAGGGCAAUACUCUCCUCGUCUACAAUGCCAAAACAGACAAAAAACCAAUC
This is a messenger RNA of Ostertagia ostertagi, 252 nucleotides long. NCBI's taxonomy places the organism in Eukaryota, Metazoa, Nematoda, Chromadorea, Rhabditida, Trichostrongylidae. The record is from the annotation of a GenBank genome assembly.